ACUCUCGCACAGAAUCGCGAAGACGGAAGACGGCAUGGAGCUUCCCGCUGGCUGUCCAAUCCUCUUCACAGCCUUGCUUGCUGUCAGCUUGAUAGUUGCUGUCAGUGGCCAAGAGGAUAUCUGCCCAGGGGUAAUAUCACGUGAGAAAUGGGGAGGCAGAGUUCCGAAGAGAAUCGAUUAUAUGGUGAUUCCACUGCCGUAUGUCAUUAUCCAGCACACGGCCACUCCAAAAUGUACAAGUAUGGAAGAAUGUACAGAUCGUGUGCGUAGUAUCGAGGCGGACCACAUGAACAACAACGAUUCGCUGCCCGUGCGGCCUCAAAUGGAAGCCUUGAAGAAGUUGAUUGAGUGCGGCGAAAAGCAGGGCUUGUUGGCGGAAGACUACAAAUUGUUGGCCCAUCGGCAGGUGUCUGCUACCCAAAGUCCGGGACUAGCACUCUUCCAGGAGAUCCAGACCUGGCCUGCAUGGAGCCCCCGCCCGUGAAGAGCUCAGGCCGCCAAAAUGACGCUAAAAGGUGCAACAACCUAGGGGUUGCCCACUGUUUUUGACAAUACCGCCAAAAAUUAUUUAAGACCCAAUCUUCAUGCAUACCUUUAAUGACUUCUAAUCACGUAUUUUGCUCGUUUUAUGUAAUGUGUGAAUUGUUAGUCCCUAAGAUACGCCGAAAUUUCGGUCAGUCAAGAAUGACCUUUGAUCAAAUUCAGACACUUCCUUGCCUCCGCCAUCGAUCUUUGUGAGUCGUGAACUCGACCACCCUGGCAGAACGAGCCACUGCCCAGGGCGUCGAACCCAACUCUAGCCGAGAGUUUGCAAUUUGGCUUAGCUGACGGUCUUAAAGAGGUCUUAAAGAACACGACGUCUUAGUGGUGCGCAUUUGUCUUGCGAAUCAGUUUGAGAUAUUUCAGAUAUUCGCAUUUCAAGGGUCAAGACCGAAAAACAUUCGCAAACGGUGUUCGUAAGGUGCUACUUCAAAAUUCAGUGUUCUAUAAAGCUUUUGAAGAAGGUUAUUUUCGUGGAGUACUAUGUUUAAAUACUACAUAAUUAUAAACUUCAUUUCUUUAUUUGUAGAAAAAAUAAUGCAAAACUAUAAAGAGUAUUAAAACAUUAACAUACAAAUA
Gryllus bimaculatus (two-spotted cricket) is the source of this 1119-nucleotide messenger RNA. Lineage: Eukaryota; Metazoa; Arthropoda; Insecta; Orthoptera; Gryllidae. The record is from the annotation of a GenBank genome assembly.